AUGCCGCCCAAACGAGGCCAGAAGCGCAAGGCGAAUGGUGCCAAUGCAACCUCUUCCACCAAGAAUGGCUCCGAGCUGGCGCCUCCAGAUCGCAACUCCUGGCAAGGAUGGGUCGAAAUGGAGAGCGAGCCUGCCUUCUUCAACGUCAUGCUGAAGGAUAUGGGUGUUCGUGGAGUCCGGAUCCAAGAAGUCUACUCUAUGGACCCUGAUAUCCUGGCCACUCUGCCACAACCCGUGCAUGCUUUCAUCUUCUUAUUUCGAUAUCGGACUGAAGACGAAGAAAACUCCAGUACUGGCAGCAAUCAAGAUCACAUCUGGUUUGCAAACCAGAUACCAGACUUUGCGUGUGCUUCAGUUGCAAUGCUCAAUAUCGUCAACAAUUUUCCAGGCCUACAGAUGGGCAAGGAGCUUCGCGACUUUAAAGACUUCACCAAAGACAUGAGUCCAAUGAAGAGAGGCGACGCCAUCGACAGCUUUGACUUUGUCAGACGCAUCCAUAACUCUUUUGCCACCGAGAAUGAUAUUCUGAACGCCAAUAUGCAUACCAAGGCUAAAGUCGACAAAUUCAAGAAGAAGCAGGCCGCUGCCAAAGCUCUAGAGACCAAGCGAGCGAAGAAGGCUGCGCAGGAAGCCAAGUACGAUGAGGAAGACUCGAAGAAGCCUGCUAAAUCAUCGACACGUGGCAAGCAACGACCAGUGAAAGAAACCACAACUUCUGCAAACAUCUCAAAAUCCAGGACCAGGAGAUCAUCGCGUUCGACCAAAGUGGAUCCUGACGAUGAGUACGGUUCGACCACGACGACCAAAGCGAAAGGCAAGGUCAACGGUAUCAAAGACGAGGACGAUGGCGAGUCGACUGGUCUUCGUCGCUCUGGCCGUGCGCGCAAACCGCCAAAGAAGAUGGCAUCCGCACGAGACGAGGAAGACGAGCCUGCAGCGGGAUUCCACUUCAUUGCCUACAUGCCUGUAGGAGACCAUGUCUGGAAGUUGGACGGUCUGGACAAGCACCCACACGAUAUGGGUUCCUUCGGACUCGACGGUAACGGUGCGGAUGGCGGGACUGGCAAUUGGGUAGAUGUCGCCUCACCAGCCAUGAUGCAACGCAUGGAAGACCUUGCAGGUUCUGAAAUCGAGUUCAACCUCAUGGCAGUGGUUCAUGAUCCGACAGUCAAUGAAAGCAGGCAGCUGCUAGAGAACAUCAAAACACUCCUCGCAGUCGACACGAAGCUGGAUGGGGUCUUCGACGAUUGGCGGUCGAUGGAAGGCGCAGAGACGGUGAAGGACGUCGUCACAGGCAUCUCGCCCGAGUUCGACAUCACUCAAGCAGACAUCGACGCUGCGGAGUUGCCUCCAGACAAGGAGGAAAAGAUCACAGCAGAAGACGACCUUCUGAAACUGAUUGAAUUCAGGGGAAGGGUGAUCACGGAGCAGAAGUUUCUGCGAGGCAGCUUGCGCGAAGCCAUGAUGUCGACAAAGGACGACGACGAAAAGGCCAGACAUCGAAGGCACGACUACGGCAAGUUUGUUCGCAGCUGGUUGGGUGCGUUAGCUGAAGAGAGAGUGCUGGACGAAUUGGCCAUGGGUUGA
Molecule: messenger RNA, 1587 nt
Organism: Zasmidium cellare ATCC 36951
Lineage: Eukaryota; Fungi; Ascomycota; Dothideomycetes; Mycosphaerellales; Mycosphaerellaceae
Exons: 3
Coding region: 1-1587 (528 amino acids)
Biological process (GO): ubiquitin-dependent protein catabolic process; protein deubiquitination
Cellular component (GO): cytoplasm
Molecular function (GO): cysteine-type deubiquitinase activity
Source: RefSeq, a predicted model, not a curated record